Harpia harpyja (harpy eagle) is the source of this 4063-nucleotide messenger RNA. Its product is annotated as BEN domain-containing protein 5. The record is from RefSeq and is a predicted model, not a curated record. Bases 12 to 1496 code for a protein of 494 amino acids. Gene Ontology annotation, biological process: negative regulation of DNA-templated transcription; proteolysis. The transcript is spliced from 13 exons. NCBI's taxonomy places the organism in Eukaryota, Metazoa, Chordata, Aves, Accipitriformes, Accipitridae. Gene Ontology annotation, molecular function: zinc ion binding; DNA binding; metallocarboxypeptidase activity.
UGACAACAAAUAUGGCGGAGAGGAGCAGGACGGCAGAGACGGGUAGUGCCAUAGGAAGUGAUGAUAUCAUAGCAGGGAAUGUGAGCAAGUACACUGUUCUCCCAGCUGGUUAUUGUGGACAGCCUAAAAAAGGACAUCUUAUAUUCGAUGCGUGUUUUGAAAGUGGCAACCUUGGACGGGUGGACCACAUCACAGAGUUUGAGUAUGACCUGUUCAUUAGACCAGAUACCUGUAACCCACGCUUUCGAGUUUGGUUCAACUUCACUGUUGAAAAUGUAAAAGAAUCACAGAGAGUAAUUUUCAAUGUUGUCAACUUCAGUAAAACAAAAAGCCUCUAUAGAGAUGGGAUGGCUCCAAUGGUGAAAUCCACAAGCAGACCAAAAUGGCAAAGAAUACCCUCUAAAAAUGUAUAUUACUAUCGCUGCCCAGACCACAGGAAGAACUAUGUCAUGUCAUUUGCUUUUUGCUUCGACCGAGAGGAUGACACUUAUCAAUUUGCUUACUGCUACCCCUACACCUAUACUCGCCUUCAGCACUAUCUUGACAACCUACAAAGGAGGAACAUGGACUACUUUUGCAGAGAAUUGCUAGGACUCAGUGUGCAGAAACGGCAGCUUGACCUCCUGACGAUAACCAGCCCUGCGAACCUGCGUCCAGGGGCUGAACAGAAAGUGGUGUUCAUCACUGCACGAGUCCACCCUGGGGAAACACCAUCUUCCUUUGUGUGCCAAGGUAUAAUUGAUUUCCUUGUGAGCCAGCAUCCUAUUGCAAAAGUACUGAGAGACCACCUGGUCUUCAAGAUUGCACCCAUGCUCAAUCCUGAUGGAGUAUACCUAGGAAAUUACAGGUGCUCCCUGAUGGGGUUUGAUUUAAACCGGCACUGGGCAAAUCCAUCUCCUUGGGCUCAUCCCACACUGCACGGAGUGAAACAGCUCAUCAUUGAGAUGUACAACAAUCCGAAGAUUAACCUGGAGUUCUAUAUUGACAUCCAUGCCCACUCUACCAUGAUGAAUGGCUUCAUGUAUGGGAACAUCUUUGAAGAUGAGGAAAGAUUUCAGCGACAGGCUGUUUUUCCCAAGCUACUCUGUCAGAAUGCCGAAGACUUCUCUUAUUCCAGUACAUCAUUCAACAGAGAUGCUGUGAAAGCAGGAACAGGCCGGCGUUUUCUUGGUGGGCUGUUAAAUGAUACAUCCUACUGCUACACUCUGGAAGUCUCAUUCUACAGCUACAUAUUGGGUGGACCUAAUUCUGCUGUCCCCUACACAGAAGAAGCAUAUAUGAAGCUUGGAAGAAAUGUGGCCAGGACAUUCUUGGAUUACUACAGGCUGAACUCCUCAGUGGAGAGACCACUAGCACCCACUCCUAAAACUCGGAAGGAGAAACUGCCGCUUUUUAAAUGCACUACCCAGCGGGGCCAAGGGAACAGCCAUGCUGGCGGCAAGCCAGAGAAGAGGAGCCAGGCGCAUCUGAAGGACCAGUCUCUCUCCACGCGAUGAGAGGAGAAGAGAGGAGGGCAGGUCUGCGGGGCAAGGCGGAGGAGCACGUCGGGGUCUGGAACUGAUGAUGUUUCUCUUUUUUUCCUAGACAAGUAUUUCUAAGAUAACAAAUAGUCCAAAGGGGGAAAGAGGGAGAGGGAAAUUAGCUAGAAAUUUUACUAUUGAUUCUUUUUUAUUUAUAGAUGGUAAAUCAAUUUCAGAGCUCUUUUUUUUUUUUUUUUUUUCCUUCUUCCCCCUUCAUCUCUGGGAAAAAAAGAGUGACCCGAUAGAUUUACAGAAAUCAUUUGUGGUGGCUGAAAAGCUAUUUGUUAAAAUGAGAAAGCCUCCCCUUCCUCCACCAGCCUUGCUCUCUCUCUUUAAAGGGGUAAUCCAUAUGAUGAGCUAACGAGGGAGUCCUGGCUCCCCUGCUGCACCAUGUGAUGUCUCCCCUUUUAGUGUCAGGCUCAGAAGCUCUUAUGCCAAUUGCAUGUGCUAGCCCUGUUAGCUUGCAUUAAGAGAGCCUGAUAAAUAGCUUCUGGGAGUCAGGCAGGUGCUCCUCAGUGUGCCGUUUAUCAUCUGCUGCAUGGUUAGGUUUUUUGCUCUUCUAUCCUAUCAUGUGAGGAAAGGGGUCAUAUAAGAAAUGCUGCUGUCAGGCUGCAGGCAUGAAACUCACUGCAAGACCUGUCUUAACAGGUAGGAGCCAUGGUCCUCCAGCAAAAACUGGCUGGGGUCUAGAAAGACUGGACUUCCCAACAGAUGUACGACUGAGGCAGUGUGAGCUAGGGGUAGUGCUGAAAGGGAUGAACAAACCAUGUUGUGCCAUUACUGUAAGAAAUCCCAAGCAAAACCUCACCACCUUCCCAUUACAUGGACAGCAUGUAAAAUCUCAGCUCAAAGCCACCGUCACUAGGCAGUCUUGUCUCCUGUGUUGUGUGACUUAUUGAAAUAUCUGCCAGUGAUGUGGAUUUGAAGCACGAGGCCUGUGGUUCUCAAACUGGAGAGUAAAAGAGGGUGACCCUGAGGGGAGUCCGAGUGUCUCCCAGGGGAUGCAAAGGGAGAGUGCACUUAGAAGUGCCUCUUUGCAACCCAUCGGAAGCCUGGGGAAGCAGCCUUUCUUCACUGUCUUCUGCUAGGAGUUGGGCUGCAGUGGUGGCUUGGAGGAGAGAAGGUGCCAAGACCCAGUAGAUAGAGAGGGAAAGGAUGAACCGGACUGAGGGUGAAGAAAGAGAUGUGAAACAAGACUGGAUGAGCUCCUCUUGGUGUGGGGUGGCCUUGUAGAAGUAGUAGCCCCAGAUGCCCUGUUCUCUAGUAAAAGACCUGGGUUGGUUGCUCCUCUCCUCUUUCCCAGGACUUGAGAACCACGAUCUAGGAACAGAGUCAGACUCAGCUGGGUCCUUGCGCUGGCCUGUGUGUGAGAAGAAUGCAUCCUGGGGGUAAAUGAAAAGGUAUGAGAAAAACUGAGAAUUAUAGGCUAAAAUAGACCUUCCAACUAACUUCAAUUUACUGUCCCUUGUGAAAGUACUCCCUGAUUCUUCAGCAACGGAGACCUGGCUGCUGCAAGGCCUGAGCGUGACCAACACUGAACCAAGGUGUGAUCCCAGGAAGAACUGGAAGCAGCUUGGGUUGCAUUCAUGCAGCCAGGAAGCUAGCAGGCCUGCAUAGGUGCUCAUCUGUUUUUGAAUACAGUUCCCAUAUCUAUAUCUCAAUGGAUAGAAAGGAGUUCUGUGUAAGGUCCUUGAGGUCCUUUCCAUACAAGUAAACACAAAGCGUGCAGGGUCAAGGCUGAGGUCUGUGUUCUGUGUCUCAGGACCUCACACGCACUUCUGGAGUCCCAUCACAACUGACCUCCUGGGAGCCACUGGCACAUGAUUUCCAUCCAGUUAGCAGUACUUCAGCCAGAAAGAGUGAGCAGGUACAAGUCAGGACAAAAAUUUGGCUUUGCACGCCUCUGAAAAAGGAGAAGCUACUCAGGAUGUGACAAAACUUGAGCUGAUUGUGUCUGUGCUCUAGCCACCCGUUAGCUGGGCUUUCAUUAGUUAGUUUCUCUCUGAUAAGGGGAACUUGGUUGAAAACAAGAAAGAGAUAUCCCACUGGAGGGACAAUUAUUUAAAACACCAAGCAAACCUGAUAUUUCAAGGUGAGAGAGUUAAACGGUGCACGUUUUGGGGGAGAAUAAAAUGCCUUCCUAUGAUGAAUUCCAAGGCAUCCAAAAGGCACAGUGCUGGCUCUCUGUCUCCAAAAGCAGAGUAAUGAAUAGCAGUGACAGUGUGAUAAUUAAAAUGACCUCUUGGAGAUAUGGAUUAGAAGGUACGCAGAGGGGGGAUAAGUUCUCCUUUGAAUUAAUCUAGUGCUAAUUUAUGACUAUCGUUGGGUUUUAUAGGGUUUUAGUGGAAGACUUUCAAAGUUGGUUUACUGGGGUGAUAUUGUUCCUUCUGCAUAUUCAUUGGAAACACUUGCAGAAUUCCUCAUUAUUUCUUUUUGAAUGAUUCUCUAUAUACAUAUAUAUAUAUAUAUAAUGAGAGAGUUUCAGGUAUUUGCUUAGCCGCUAAAGAGUCUACUCUAGAAAUAGGAAUAAAGUGAUAAAAGCA